Molecule: messenger RNA, 1231 nt
Organism: Rhodamnia argentea
Lineage: Eukaryota; Viridiplantae; Streptophyta; Magnoliopsida; Myrtales; Myrtaceae
Exons: 3
Coding region: 148-930 (260 amino acids)
Biological process (GO): positive regulation of DNA repair
Cellular component (GO): BRCA1-A complex; BRISC complex
Source: RefSeq, a predicted model, not a curated record
GACACCGGGCCCGGAGCAGCUCAACGAUCCGAUCUGGACUCUGGAGCAUCCUCCCAUGUCGCCCAGGACUGGUCACUGCGGAGUCUCAAAAUCGAGCGAUCGCGACUAUCGGCCAGCUGCGAGAGAGAGAAGGAGAGAGAGAGAGAGAUGAUGGAGGGAGUGGAGGGAGACGCCUCCUCAGCGCCGCCUCGCUACGCCCUGAAGCCGUCGCGGAUAAGCAGCGAGGACAUACUCUUCUGCGUCGACGUCGACGCCGAGUCCCUCGUCGAGAUGAAGGUGGCCGGCCCCAACGGCCGCCCCUUAACCAGGCUCGACACCAUCAAGCAGUCCAUCCUCCUCUUCGUCCACUCCAAGCUCGCCAUCAACCCCGACCACCGCUUCGCCUUCGCCACCCUCUCCAAAUCCGCUUCCUGGCUCCGUAAGGAGUUCAGCAGUGACGUAGAGUCUGCAGCUGCUGCAGUUCGGAGUCUUUCAGCUACCUCAGCUUGCGGUCAUGCAGAUUUAACGCAGCUAUUCCGAAUCGCGGCUCAUGAGGCGAAGAAAUCUCGUGUACAAAAUAGAAUUUUCAGGGUGAUUCUCAUGUACUGCAGAUCAUCCCUACAGCCUCAGCACCAAUGGCCAUUUAACCAAAAGCUCUUCACUCUGGAUGUCAUCUACCUCCACGACAAGCCCGGACCAGAAAAUUGCCCGCAGCAGGUCUAUGAUGCCCUCGUCGACGCGCUCGAACACGUGAGCGAAUACGAAGGCCACAUCCACGAGAGCGGUCAGGGCCUGACGCGCAUCCUCUUCCGUCACAUGUGCAUGCUGUUGUCGCACCCUCAACAGCGAUGUCCUCAAGACUACCUCGACAUUCCCAAGUCCCUCGUGAAAAAAUCGGUCGCCACCGACUCUGCACCUGCUGAAGAGGCCAUGACCGUGUCCAUCCAAUGAGAGUAAAAGCCCGCUUGUGGGUUUGCGAUCGGUACUAAUCGAUCGGCUUUUGCAAUGUGUCGGGAGAGCUUUUAUCCACUGUGGGUCUUUCCGGAAGAGAAUUCUGCAACUGCAAAUCUCCGUGAUGGACCGUCAAGCUGAGCUCCCAUGUUAUCCCAACGACUCGGCCUUCGUAAAGUUAUUAUGUAUAUUUAGGUCGCAAAAACGCCUCGGAUAGGCCAGUGUUCUUUGCAGGUUGCAUUUAGUUAAACCCAUCAGCUGAAUGUCUAGUGUCUCCACGAUAUGUUAUUACAGCCCUAUA